ACAUAUAUUGGUACUCUUCUUGUAUCUGUCAACCCUUACAAAGAGCUGGAUAUCUACACUGUGACACAGAUGCAGCUUUAUCGAGGGGUAAACUUUUUUGAACUGCCACCACAUCUAUAUGCCAUAGCUGACAACGCCUACCGGGUGAUGUGCAGUGAGUACAACAACCAUUUCAUCCUCAUCUCUGGGGAGAGUGGAGCUGGGAAGACAGAAGCAUCCAAGAAGAUCUUGCAGUAUUACGCAGUCACCUGUCCAACUACAGAGCAGCUGCAGAUUGUCCGCGAUCGUCUGCUGCUUUCCAAUCCUGUUCUGGAGGCUUUUGGAAAUGCAAAAACUCUGCGUAAUGACAACUCAAGUAGAUUUGGGAAAUAUAUGGAUAUCCAAUUUGAUUUUAAGGGAGCUCCAGUGGGAGGUCACAUCCUCAGUUACCUAAUUGAGAAAUCCCGAGUUGUUCAUCAAAACCAUGGAGAAAGGAAUUUCCAUAUUUUCUACCAGUUAUUAGAGGGUGGAGACAAGGAUCUCCUUUGCUGGCUUGGGCUGGAGCGCAACCCCCAGAAGUACAUGUAUCUCAUCCAGGGUCGAUGUGCCAAAGUGUUUUCUAUUAAUGACAAGAAUGACUGGAAAAUAGUCCGCAAAGCUUUUUCUAUCAUUGACUUCACUGAAAAAGAUGUAGAGCAUCUCUUUGGAAUUGUUGCCAGUGUGCUGCACCUCGGGAACAUCCAGUUUGAAGAAGAUAGCAAUGGACACGCCAUCAUUCGCGAUGGCACGCAGAUCAAAUGGAUUUCAAAGUUACUGGGUGUGCACUUGUCCAUUCUGCAGGAAGCUCUCACCCAUCGGAAGAUCGAAGCCAGAUCUGAAGAGGUCCUAAGUCCAUUGAAUGUGGAUCUGGCAUUCUGUGCUCGGGAUGCAGUAGCAAAGGCAAUUUACGGACGAACUUUCACUUGGCUAGUCAACAAAAUUAAUGGCUCUUUAGCCAACAAGGAUUCAACUCGGAAAACAGUUAUUGGCCUGUUGGAUAUCUAUGGCUUUGAAGUGCUGGACACAAACAGCUUUGAGCAGUUCUGCAUCAAUUACUGCAAUGAGAAGCUCCAGCAGCUGUUGAUUGAGAUGACUUUGAAAGCAGAGCAGGAGGAAUAUGAACUGGAAGGAAUAGAGUGGGAACCAAUUCCAUAUUUUAACAACAAGAUCAUCUGUGACCUGGUUGAGCAGAAGCAUAAAGGAAUAAUCUCCAUUCUGGAUGAAGAAUGCUUACGACCUGGUGAAGCAACUGAUUUGAGCUUCUUGGAAAAGCUGGAAGAGAAAGUAGGAGAUCAUGCCCACUUCGUGACUCGCAAGCUUGCAGACCAGAAAACACGGAAAUCCAUUGACUGGGUGGAUUUCCGCCUCCUUCACUAUGCAGGAGAAGUCACCUACUGUGCUGUUGGAUUUCUGGAGAAGAAUAAUGAUCUCCUGUACAGAAACUUGAAAGAGGUGCUGUGCAACUCUAAAAACGGCAUCAUGAGAGACUGCUUUUUGCUGUCAGAGCUGGACAACAGGAGGAGACCAGAGACUGUUGCAACCCAGUUCAAAAACAGUCUGACGAGCCUCAUAGAAAUCUUGAUGUCCAAGGAGCCUUCGUAUAUCCGAUGUAUUAAACCGAAUGAGAACAAGGAGCCUG
Molecule: messenger RNA, 1657 nt
Organism: Antrostomus carolinensis (chuck-will's-widow)
Lineage: Eukaryota; Metazoa; Chordata; Aves; Caprimulgiformes; Caprimulgidae
Product: unconventional myosin-Ih-like
Exons: 16
Biological process (GO): actin filament organization; actin filament-based movement; endocytosis
Cellular component (GO): actin cytoskeleton; cytoplasm; plasma membrane
Molecular function (GO): actin filament binding; microfilament motor activity; ATP binding
Source: RefSeq, a predicted model, not a curated record